Molecule: messenger RNA, 3928 nt
Organism: Rosa chinensis
Lineage: Eukaryota; Viridiplantae; Streptophyta; Magnoliopsida; Rosales; Rosaceae
Exons: 6
Coding region: 37-2394 (785 amino acids)
Biological process (GO): glycolytic process; response to glucose; photosynthesis
Cellular component (GO): cytosol
Molecular function (GO): nucleic acid binding; 6-phosphofructokinase activity; zinc ion binding
Source: RefSeq, a predicted model, not a curated record
AGGGACAUUGAGGGACAACUCCAUCUAUAGAACUCCAUGACUGCUAUGGCAGCUAGAAGUAAUACAUACAGGCCUAACAAUAUUCCUCACUACUCUUGCAGUGAGAAUAAGUCUUACUCAAGCACAUAUGGAACUGACAAGGGCAAAGGUCUCUGGACAGGUAAUAAACUGACUUCCUGGAAUAAUAAUGGGAAAUUCAAUCAAACUGUCAGCCAAGGAGGUAGUACCUUCAGGAGUCAUGCUGGUGUUGAGAGCCAAAUCUGCAACAAGAAAGGUCAUACUGCCAGGAAUUGCUAUCAAAACACAGAAUGUCAAAUUUGUCAUAAGAAGGGUCAUAUUGCUAGCAAGUGCUUCCAGAAUCCACUCAAUAACAACAAUGGUGAAUAUAGGAACAACAGUGGGAUAUCACCUAAGUGUCAAAUUUGCAGUAAGAAAGGACACACUGCUGUUCAUUGUUUCUAUAGAACUGAUGUUCCUGCUUAUCAUCCUGCUCAUUCUGUGAUUGUCUGCCAAAUCUGUGGACUUAAGGGCCAUGCUGCUCUUGAUUGCCACCACAGGAAUAACUAUGCAUAUCAGGGUGUUGAACCAUCAUCAACACUCACUGCCAUGACUGCUCAGUCCCAAUGCAAUGUUUCUAGCUCUACCUCGGUACACCACUCACAAGUUCCUGUGUCAGACUCUUUUGCUAUCAGUUCCUCAUCUAGUUCUUCUUCUUCUGAUACUGCUCCUCAUAGGCUACCUGUUUUAUCUUCUGAUCAAUUGCAUGCGUUACUACCGUUUGAUGUUGACUCUCAGCCUCCUCCUGAUACCUCAGUUUGGGCUAAAGGGGGGAUAGGUAAUGAUGCUGCUGUUACUGAUAAUAUUGCUGUUAAUGAGAUUGGAGGUGUUGAAAACAUCAACAACAACAAGGCUUGCUCUAAUGCAGUUCCUAGUAUUGGUCAUGAGGCUGAAUCUUCUGCAACAAGUUUGUCUUCAAGUCCUAGUCAAAAUCAUAAGAUGUCUGCUAUGAGAAUUAAGAAGAAUGUGUCUCAGAGGUGUUUAAAUGGCAAUAGGAAUAACAUUGGCAACAUGUCUGAAAAUGGUGGAGGCUACAGGAAUAAUUUUGGGUUGUCUCCAGAGUGUCAAAUCUGUAGGAAGAAAGGCCACACUGCUGAAAAUUGCUUCUACAGGGUUGACAUCCCUCCUAAUCAUAUCUCUAACUCUGUGAUCAUUUGUCAAAUCUAUGGUCUGAAGGGACAUGCAGCCUUGGACUGCCAUCACAGGUCAAACUAUGCAUUUCAAGGAGCUGAACCUCCUUCUACUCUUGCUGCAAUGACUGUGCAUAAUAUCAAUGGAGCUAGUUCUUCUAGUGUUUCUAUUACUGCACAGGGUUUUCCAUAUGUAGGUACUAGUUCUCCUCGUCCUUCUUUUAGUCCGGAUCAGUCACAAGUUAUUCUUCCUCUCUGUUCUGCUCUGGAUAACUCUCUUGACACCCACAUUGGUGUUUCUCCUGCUGUGGUUGAUGGGGGAGAUCAGAAUGUGAUAAAUAAUGAUCAAGCUGAUGCACAGUUGGUGGAGUGUGAUUCUAGUGCAGAGCUGCUGAACCAGAAGUUGAAGAUUGGUGUCGUGUUAUCUGGAGGCCAUGCACCUGGAGGUCACAAUGUGAUUUCUGGAAUUUUCAAUUACUUGCAAGAUCACGCCAAAGGGAGCACGAUGUAUGGUUUCAGAGGUGGACCUGCUGGUUUCAUGAAAUGCAAAUACGUUGAGCUUACACCGGAGUAUGUUUAUCCAUAUAGAAAUCAAGGUGGUUUUGAUAUGAUUUGUAGUGGAAGAGACAAGAUUGAAACUCCAGAGCAGUUUAAGCAAGCACAUGAGACAGCUGUGAAGCUUGAUUUGGAUGGUCUUGUUGUGAUUGGAGGAGAUGACUCAAACGGUGUUAUACUUAUUCCUGAAGGUCUUAUUGACUUCAUUCCUGAGGUACAGGGGCUUAUUGCUGAAUUGAAUGAAAUUCUGCCCCAUGAUGUUGUAGAUGGAGAUGGGUUGUGGAAAAAGAAACUCACAAGUCAGUCUCUACAGCUUUUUGACUUACCUUGUGAACAAUUUGAUCCAAGAAGAAGUCCGAUUUAUGAGAAUUUCAUGCUUACCAAAGCCAAAUGUUUGAGUAUCAAGAAGAAGACAUUUCAAGAUUUUUGUGCCUUAAUUCAUAGAACUAGUGUUGAUACAUCAAGAACUGGUACGCAAAACUUUUUCAUGUUGUUAGAGAGUGAGUGUAAUGGUAUGAUCUGUUACUUCAUUAUGUUCCUUCUUCUGAGCAUACUCCAGCUUUUGAGUAUACUGCAUAUGGUCUUACGAAGGGGUUACACUAGCUCAGUUGUCACGUGUCAGUACACAUUGCUCCAAUCUCAGUUUGGUUAACCCCAACUGAGAUUGAGGGGAGGUGUCAACUGUUACGUGAUGAUAGCAUGGCAAAGUCUUUGUUGACCAAUGAUAUGGUUUCCAGCUGUCAUCCAUGUACUAGCUUUCUAGAUAUUUUCCUUUAUUUCCAGCGUGUAAUAAGUGUUAGGUUUUUCCUAACUAUAAAUAGGGUAUGCUUGUAUGAUUUGCGGUGUGUUGCAUUAAUUGAAGAAACUCAGAAGAAAUGGUUCCAGCUUUUUUCCUUCUUCUCUCUUUCUUCUCCUCCAUUGUUGAUAGCUUGAGAUCGUCAAGGUUUAGCUAUGGCUCCCAUGUUAUCACUUUGUACAUUGCGCUGAUUACUGUGGCUAGCUUCAACCAUUGUUUUCGUGUUGUUUUUAUUGGUUUUCGCCUGGAUGAUGGGAUGGCCGGGGAAUACAGAUCACUCAAGAGACAAACAUAGGUCUAGAAAAAGCUGUCACCCUCAAACAAUUAAAAGAUGCUACUCGAAAUUUUGGCCACGAAAAUGAGAUUGGUCGAGGGGGUUUUGGGACAGUAUACAAGGCCGAAUUGGAAGGUCGAACUGUAGCUGUGAAGAGACUUUCCUCUCAUUCAGAGGAAAGGAUUAGUGAAUGGAAAAAUGAAUUUUAUACCUUAAAAUUAAUGGAUCAUCAGAACAUUGUUCAAUUGAUGGCCGUUUAUAACCGAAAAGGCUUGCAAAUGAUUAUAUAUGCAAAAUAACUCCCUUGCGCACGCCUAAUUUGACUCAAAGCUCAGAUUGCAACUUGAUUGGAAAGCAAUUGCAAGGUGUAAAAUUUGCUUGGGAAUAGCAAGGGGCUUGCAGUAUCUACACAAGCAUAGGCUGCAGACGAUUCAUAGGGAUAUUAAAGCUGCUAAUAUUCUUCUUGAUGGAAAACUUGAAGCUAAAAUUUCAGACUUCGGAUUGGCAAGCCUUUACACUGAAGAUAAUCAAUUCGAGUUCAUCAAAGUAGAAGUGUCACAGGGAUAUAUAGCACCAGAGAAUGUUCGAGGAAUUGUCACAUUUAAAACUGAUGUCUACAGUUUCGGGUUAGUUCUACAUGAAACUGUUAGUGGAAAGACAAAUGCAGGAACCAAGCGAGAUAGCCUAGAAAGUGGAUUCUCUUAUACGGCUUAUCAUUUACAUGGAAAAGAAGGCUGUUGGACUUGGUUGACAGAAACUUGUCGGGCAGUUAUGACGCAAAAGAAGCCGUUAUCAUCUUGAACUUAGCAGUUAAGUGCACCAGUAUAGCUCCAGCCGUGAGGCCUACUAUGUCUGAUGUUGUUAGUGUACUUGUUGGUGACAAAAGAAUCGAUCAGAUUUGACCUUCUGCCCCAAAUGAUAAUCCCAUUACUCAAGAUGGAACAGAACACAUUUCUGAAACUAAACCCUAGAGAAUUCCAAAUGAAACAGAGCAAUCUAUGCUGCAUCUAUUCCCUAUUUUCUUCUCCUCGUUUUCGGAACUUCUAAACUCUACUGCCACGAUUGUAUUUAACUUGCAUGAGAUUGAUUCUUGGCCUUAAGUGGCUUGCCUUGUCA